Seminavis robusta is the source of this 1383-nucleotide messenger RNA. NCBI's taxonomy places the organism in Eukaryota, Bacillariophyta, Bacillariophyceae, Naviculales, Naviculaceae. The record is from the annotation of a GenBank genome assembly.
AUGACAGUAAUAACAACACCAACCACCCAAUCUGGGGUAGAAGGACGCAAGUCGGAUCCUUUCGUGGCUCACAAGGACGAUUUGGCCGUGGAUAAGCCCAAGAGUGGUUGUUCCACCUUUCGCGCCACCGUCCUCUCGGUAUUUCUGGCCAUUCAAUUGUACAUGGGUUCCACUUAUGCGCACGAGCAUUUCCUGCGGAGUCUCUCCUCGUGGGACACUCAGUGGAGGCGACAAGCCGAGGAAACAACAGCGGCUGUCCAUCUACCCCGCAUUUUGCACACGGUCCACCCCCUUGUUUCCCAAUACCACUACAACAGUACCUUUAGUCCCUACUAUCACUGUCACAAAGACGAUCGAGUCGACUUGCCUCCUCCCAUUGCCCGCGUUCUCAACUACACGACCCGCGUCACUACCGACCUCAGACUCUUACUCAUGGGCGAUUCGGUCGGCAUUCAAAUGUUUCAAUAUUUCGAAGAAGCCGCUGGUGGCAGUGCCAGAAAUGUCCUGCAGUAUUCCUGGGGGAAACACGAAGGCAUUGUCUUGAACACGCAACUCCGUGGGGGUGGUCAAUUGGCCGGAUGGAGAAUCACAGGCAUGUUCUCCCACAAGGGUGAAAAUCAGGCGAGCCAAUUGCCAAACAACGUGGGUGGAGGAUGGAUGCGGGCGGAUGCCGACAGACUCUUGAAUCUGUCAGCCCAAGCCGUGUGGAAUCGACCACAAGUGACGGAACGACAAUUGGCAGAUGGAGCUGGCUUGUUUGACGCCAUGGUUUUUCGAAUUCCCCAGGGCUGGAUGGACACGAAGGACGUGACACAAGAGGCAUUCCAGGAUACCAUCCUCACCGCCCACAGUGUGUUUGGGGUUUCCACCGUGGUCUUUGUCUCCUUGCCCCUUGUCAACAACGUCCAAACAGUGGCCGAUUUCGAGGAACUCCAUCGGAAGAAUCAACAAUUGAAACAAUACGCGCAUGCCUGGAAUACUAAUGCGACAACCACCACAACCACAAUUCGUGUGCUCGUACUCGACUUUGGUCACUUGAUGAAUCAACUGUUGGAGCUCAACGCCCGGGGGCUGGGAUACGACACGUCCAAUCUCAAUUAUACCUUGGAUCAUCUCAAGGGUAGACAAUUGCCAUCCUCCAUUCCACUCGUCUGUGCCGAACGGCAAAAGGAGGGAGCCAAGAAAUGUUCGGUGCGAAAUAAGAUUGCCGUGGAUGGCAUGCAUUGGUGUUUUGACACCAUGGGGGGAAGGGUCGUGGCUGGAAUUUCGUGUCUACUGGAAUGUGCCUACAAUCAUGACAACGAGAAGAGUGCCAGUUUUCUUCGACAAUGUCAGAACCAAUGCAAUCAGAGACAUAUGGAUAUAUCAUCCUCGGUAUACUAA